Molecule: messenger RNA, 4919 nt
Organism: Cyprinus carpio (common carp)
Lineage: Eukaryota; Metazoa; Chordata; Actinopteri; Cypriniformes; Cyprinidae
Product: cell adhesion molecule CEACAM3-like
Source: RefSeq, a predicted model, not a curated record
AAAGGGUGCUGUCACUUUAAAUGAGCGUGAGCAGAGCAGCAAAAAGAGACUCGUUUUGGCAGGAACCCAGCUCACACAUAACAGAAAAAACAACUCUGUGCUUUCGCUCUCAGCAAACUCUGAUCUCUCAACUCUCCCCAUUGUCUCUAGUCCAACCCCCACCUCUUAAUGUAAACGAGAUCUAGCUACAGACUCGACUGAAGUGAACUAUAGGCUACUAUAGGCUUAUUAAAUUAUACUAUACUAAAUUACAUUCCUGAAGAUCAUCACAUCAAAAACGUGUCUACAACAUUUGUAAUGACGUUACAGCAUCUCGCAGAUAACUUUCACUUACUACUAAAACAGAGGAACAGCUCUUUUGCUAAAUCAGUGAUCAUCUUUUAGCAAACAUUGAAAAUGAAGCAAGUCUUUAUUUCUCUCUUCUUCUUGUUGUGCGUUCUUGUGCAUGGUUUUUCCGCUGUUGGGGCAGAUAGAGUGUCAGUGUCAGUGAUGGAAGGAGAUUCAGUCACUCUGUACACUGAUGUCGAAACCAUCCACAAAGAAGAGAUUAGAUGGUAUUUUGAUGAUGUUCGCAUUGCUGAAAUCAGUGGAGAUCUCAGUAAGACCUGCACAGAUGUUCAGUGUGAAGCUGGUAAUGAGAGAUUCAGAGACAGACUGAAGCUGGAUCAUCAGACUGGAUCUCUGACCAUCAUGAACAUCACAACCACAGACUCUGGACUCUUUAAACUACAGAUCAACAGCAGCAGUGACAGUCUUCGUCAACUCUACAAUGUUUCUGUCUAUUAUGUUCCUGAACGAGAGAAAAUAAAGAGAGUGAAGGAGGGAGAAUCUGUAAUUUUAGAUCCUGGUGUAGUAAAAAACCCAAAUUAUUUGAUGAAAUGGCUUUUUAAUGGAAUUCGUGUCGCUGAAAUCAAUGGAGAUCUCAGUUUUAUCUGUACAGAUGUUCAGUGUUUAUAUGCUGACGGGAGAUUCAGAGACAGAUUGAAACUGAAUCAAAGAACUGGAUCUCUGACCAUCACAAACACCAGAAGUGAAGACACUGGAGUCUAUUAUCUGCUGAUAAUCAGCAGCAGAUUCAGCAUCAGAAAGAGCUACAUUGUUAAUGUCACUGGUGUUUACGGUGUUCAUACAGACAGUGUGUCUGUGAUCGAGGGGGAUUCAGUCAUCCUACACACUGAUGUUGAAACAAAUCAGCAAAAAGAGAUUAGAUGGUAUUUUUAUGAAAUCCGCAUCGCUCAAAUCACUGGAGAUCUCAGUUUCAUCUGUACAGACUGUAAAUACAGUGAUGAGAGAUUCAGAGACAGACUGAAACUGGACAAUCAGACCGGAUCUCUGACCAUCACAAACAUCACAAUCACAGACUAUGGAGUUUAUCAUCUAGAGAUCAUCAGAGACAGUGGCAUCAGGCAUGACAGCUUCAGUGUUGCUGUUCAUGGUGUUUCUGCCACUGAACGAGAUGAAAUGAAGAUGAAGUCUGUGAAGGAGGGAGAAUCUGUCACUUUAGAGUUUGAUGUAAUAAACAACCUGAAUUAUCCCAUGACGUGGUAUUUUAAUGACAUUUGCAUGACUAAAAUCACUAGAGAUCAGAGUAAGAUCUGUGAAGAUAGUGAUGAGGGAUUCAGAGACAGACUGAAGGUGGAUCAUCAGACUGGAUCUCUGACCAUCACAGACGUCAGAACCACAGACUCUGGAGAUUAUAAGAUACAGAUCAACAGCAGCAGCAGAAUCAGUAUCAUAAAGAGCUUCAUUGUUAAUGUCACCGGUGUGUCUAGUGCUGAUAAAGAUGGAGGGUCAGUGUCAGUGAAGGAGGGAGAUUCAGUCACUCUACAGACUAGUUUUAAAACAGACAAACCAGAAAAGAUGAUCUGGUAUUUUGAUGGCUUUCAAAUAGCUGAAAUGACUGGAGAUCUCAGUUAUCUCUGUACAGAUGUUCAGUGUAAUAAAGGUUCUGAGAGAUUCAGAGACAGACUGAAGCUGGAUCAUCAGAGUGGAUCUCUGACCAUCACAAACAUCACAAACACAGACUCUGGACUCUAUAAACUCAAGAUCUUUAGCAAAAGUGGCAGAAUCAGUAGAAAAAUCUACAGUGUCGCUGAUAAUGGAUUUUCUGGUGUUGGUUCAGAUGGAGUAUCAGCGUUUGUGAUGGAGGAAGAUUCAGUGACAUUGUACACUGAUGUUGAAACAAACCAGCAGAAAGGUGUUAGAUGGUUUAAUAAUGACAGUCUCAUUGCUGUAAUUGCCGGAGAUCUCAGUAAUUUCUGUACAGAUGUUCAGUGUGAUAAAGGUACUGAGAGAUUCAGAGACAGACUGAAGCUGGAUCAUCAGACUGGAUCUCUGACCAUCACAAACAUCAGAACCACAGACUAUGGACGUUAUGAACUAGAGAUUAUCAGCAGCAGCUUAAAUGCGGAUCAUCAGAGAAAAGUCAGUAAAAAGACCUUCAGUGUUGCUCCACCUGGUGUUUCUGCUGCUCAACGAGAUGAAGUGAAGAGAAAGUCAGUGAAGGAGGGAGAAUCUGUCACUUUAGACACUCGUGUAAUAAAAAACCCAAAUUUGAUAAAAUGGUAUUUCAAUCACACUCUCAUCGCUGAAAUCACUGGAGAUCAGAGUAAGAUCUGUACAGAUGAUCAGUGUGAAGAAAGAUUCAGAGACAGAAUGAAGCUGGACAAUCAGACUGGAUCUCUGACCAUCACAAACUCCAGAACCACAGACUCUGGACUCUAUAAACUACAUAUUAACAGCACCUACAUCCACAUCACUAGGAGCUUCAGUGUUACUGUCACUGCUGACCUAACAGGAGUAUAUACUGCUGUUUCUGUUGUUCUGCUGCUGGUGGUUGCAUCUGCUGCUAUAUUUUACACUUGCAAGUGGCAUUCGAGAAGGAACUACAUCACGAGGAAUAAUACUGAUCAGGUGAAUGUUGAAGACUUGUCCCUUGAUCAGACUGACUCUCUAUUGAUGACUCCAACCAGUCAGACGUCCCCGACUGAGACUAAUGCUGCCAAUGAGACACCAACGUAGGCCCGGCUGCAGAAUCAGAUCAUUGAGGGUGCUUCUUAAAUUAAUUAGGGCUCUCUCUCUCUCUCUCUCUCUCUCUCUCUCUCUCUCUCUCUCUCUCUCUCUCUCUCUCUCUAUAUAUAUAUAUAUAUAUAUAUAUAUAUAUAUAUAGAUAUAUCAGUGGCAGCUCGUGGGUUUUACAAUAGAGGCGGCACACUAAUUAUAUUGGUCUGGGCUCCCUGCCGAUUAUUAUUAUUAUUUGCUUAACCGCUUUAAAAAGGCUUUUUGUUUGCUUUUAGUCAGAAAAUGUAAAGAAAACGAGACACAUACAGCAGUAUAAUAUCAUUUCACUUACCUGUCCUAUCACCUGAAGCAAACAUCCAUCCCUUCUUAAAAGUCUGUGUUAAAAGAGAGCUGCCUGUUAAGCCGACUGCUGUAUUCUAUAUCCAGCUUAGAUCUCACAAAGUUAUGUUAUAAUCAAUGAAGUUCUCGAUGCUGCACAAUGAAUCUCUUAUUUACAUCGCGCCUACACUUUAUUGUAAUGAGAUGAUACGUGCUGAACACAACACUUGAACAAAAACUGUGAAUGUAUUCUAACUGAAACGGCUCUGAUUAGAUAUGUCUGUGAUUGGCUACAUUGCCCAACGCUGCAAAACAUGUUGAAAUAGAAACCGAUCUCCAGAGAUGCCAUUAUUACAGUAUUAACUGAGGGUGCUAUUGAUUUCGUUUGAGGGUGCUUAGCGACUUUAGGUUCCUACCUGCUAAUUUGAUCCAGACAGGAACAGUGAGCAAAUCUCUUGUUCUUUUCGGGAUUUUUGUAUUUUUUCCUCUCCACUAGAGAGGAAACACCCUGAUGAAAACACCAGUAUGCCGUUAUUCCCAAGAUUCAAGUUACUCUAAAUUGGUGUUUUCAGCAGGAAUCCUUUUAUUUAUGUUAAAGUCGAUGUAACGAUUUGUGUUUUUACUUGUUUGUUUGUGAAAUCUCAGCAUUGUAUCCAUGACUGAGAUUCUGAGUCUCAGGAACAGAGCCUGUAAUAACUGCACUGAAGCAACAGCAAACUGCCUAAUAAGUUUUUUUUGUCAUAUAUUUUUAUGUAUUAUGUUCCGUAACUGUUCCUUAUGCACAAGCCUUUUACUAUUUUUAAUCUGAAUGUAAUUUAAGCACAUUUCAUAAAAUAAUUAUUUACUUAUAUAACAAAAAUAUGCAUUUUCUAUUAUAAUCUUCAGAUGUUUGCUGCUUGUCCUGAAAAAUGUUGUAAAUUAUAAUGGUCUGUGUUUUAUGACCCAUUUGAAAUGCUAGAACUCUUUCACAUCAUCUGUGUGUUAUAGAUGUUUUCUCCAGUCUCUUUCAGUUCUUGAAGUAUGUUCAGCUGGUGCUGUACCUGGUUCUCUCAGGUUUCUUCUGCUGGAUUUACCCGUUCAAAGAGCUCAUUAUCUGUCUACAGAACAUCAGCAGAUCUCACUGAACUCUGAGCUUCCUGGAUACAAGAUUUAAAAUGGUCAUCAUGGUGUCUAUUUUUGUAAAUGUUUUUAGAAAAGUAAUUUCAGUGGCAGAGCUGAAGUACUGUAAAAAGCCAAACUCCUCACAAAAACUUGAACCACAACCUCAGAAGUGAUUGUGUGCCUUGUGAUCUGAGCUAAAUAUUUUUAGACAUUUUAAAAUUGUUUGUUUUCUGUAACUUCAAGUCUGCCAAGAAAUAAGUGCCUUAAAUUGAAGCGCGCAUAAACACUAUUUUCUUAAAAUCAGAAAGGAACUUUUCAGAUCUUUGUAUAUGUUCAUAUCAGAAGUGUUAUUAAAAACAACUGAUUUACUCAUAAAGCCUGGAAUCUAUGAGUUUGUUUUGAAUACUCAUCAGACUAUUUAAAUCUGAAAGUUUGUCAUAUUGACUUUUAACUUUAAAAUUGGAGCUUAAGGAGGGAUA